AUGGCCAGUUUGCAAUGGUGCGGCUGCAAUGACCGAGGCUGCUGGAAACUGCAGGAUGUGGCCGGAGGAGAGGGGACACAGGCCAGAGGUCCUCACUUCACGCCUGCAGCAUGGCAGGGCCAGCUGCACGUGGGCCCCUGCGCCUCCUUCCAUCCGAGAGCUGAGAGGAUUCUUGUCUACAUUGCUGAGCAAGCAGGGAGAACAGAAGCUUUUCCUGUGUCUAAUUUUGGGAUUGCUGUGAGGUCUUUUGCAUCUUAUUUGGGAGAAACCGAGGGAGAGGGAAAAAAAAAAGAUACUUGA
Molecule: messenger RNA, 300 nt
Organism: Rangifer tarandus platyrhynchus (Svalbard reindeer)
Lineage: Eukaryota; Metazoa; Chordata; Mammalia; Artiodactyla; Cervidae
Source: the annotation of a GenBank genome assembly